This is a messenger RNA of Periconia digitata, 937 nucleotides long. NCBI's taxonomy places the organism in Eukaryota, Fungi, Ascomycota, Dothideomycetes, Pleosporales, Periconiaceae. The record is from the annotation of a GenBank genome assembly.
UCUAGAAGAAAAGGCGAAUUUUCGCAAGCCCGCGAUGCCGGACAAGAUCGUCACCGUCUCAUCCUCCUCCCACUUCGACAAGCUCAUCUCGUCGUCGACCUACACAAUCGUCGACUUCUACGCGGAUUGGUGCGGGCCAUGUAAGCAAAUCGCGCCCGUCUUCGCCAGCCUCGCGGAGAAAGAGAGUAAACCCGGGCGCAUACAGUUCGUGAAGGUCGAUGUGGAUAGUCAGCAGGAAGUGGCACGGAAGUAUGGGGUCAGCGCGAUGCCGACCUUCCUUGUAAUCAAAGGAACAUCCGUCGUCGAAACCCUCCGUGGCGCCAAUCCCUCUGCCCUCACAGCUGCCGUGCGUAAAGCCGUGGCCGAUAGUGCGAAUGGGCCUGCCGCUCGCGGUACACAUUUCCAGUCUAAAGGAUAUACCCUUGGCUCGGCCACACAGCCAAGCCGUCCGGUGGGCCAGGGCGCCUUCGCAGGCUUACAGAGCAUGCUGAGUGGGAAUGGAGGAUUUGGAGAUAAGGUGGUACGGUUCUUUGCGCUGUAUUUCAUCAGCCUGUUAUCGUUUGACUCGUAUCGCUCGGCGGAGCAGAGUCCCUUUGCAGUGAGGGGACGGAGGUAGGAUGUAUAUAGAGGAGGGUUUGGCAUCUGUAUCAAAGCGCGGGAGUUUAUGGACUGACAGUGGUCAAGGACACGGGCGUUUUGUGGGCAACGGAAUAUGAUCUAUAGGUACCAAAUGUUCCUUCUUCCUUCUUUUCGACGAUAUCAGGAUCUCUUUGAGCGCUUGAAAUGCAGUCACGAGAACAAAUCACCCUGCAGAUCGGCAAUAGAUCCUCAUGAUGAUUGCAGAUGGCCUGUGUAAAGGAACAAACGAACCUCAGACAUGUGCCUUUCCCAGCUGCCACUCCCAAAACCUAUAUUUGUUGGCAUGAUCCGCCGAUCC